AUGAAUGCGCAACAACCGUGGGAGCGUAUCGUGGCCCAAAAACGGUCGACGAGAGAUCAACUCCUCGCCCCGUACUUGGUCGACGAUAUAGAUCAACGGGUCCCUCGGGUACACCAGGUUGCGGAACGCACUCGGUUGGAACAGGAUCCUAUCAUCCAGAAGAUCACAGAUAUUGACAACAUUGCCGCUUUACUUGAGCAUCUCGAGAAGGGGGAGUUCAACGCGGAGCAGGUCACCAAGGCAUAUAUCCAACGGGCCGUGGUGGCACAUCAACUCACCAACUGUCUUACCGAAGUGGUUUUUGAAGACGCCUUGGAGCAAGCAAGACAUCUCGAUGCUGCAUUCAAGGACACCGGCCAGUUCAAAGGCCCAUUGCAUGGGGUUCCCAUCACACUGAAAGAUCAGUUCAAUGUCAAGGGCGUGGAUACCACAUUAGGGUAUGUGGGCAGGUCUUUUGCUCCGGCAAGCGAGGACGCGGUCCUAGUUCAGAUUAUCAAGGACAUGGGCGCCGUAGUCAUCGCCAAAUCGAAUCUUCCCCAGAGCAUCAUGUGGGCGGAAACCGAGAAUCCCCUCUGGGGGCUUACUACCAAUCCCCGGAACCCAGAAUUCUCUCCCGGGGGCUCGAGUGGCGGCGAAGGCGCUUUGCUGGCAUUGCAUGGCUCGCUAUUCGGGCUGGGAACUGAUAUUGGAGGGAGCAUCCGAAUCCCGCAGAGCACAAUGGGUCUAUAUGGCUUCAAACCCAGCAGUCGCCGGUUUCCUUAUCAUGGUGUUGCGGUGUCCACCGAAGGUCAGGAGCACGUCCCAUCUUCCAUUGGACCCAUGGCCCGGGACCUUUCUUCGAUCUGCUAUUUCAGCCGACUUGUGGCAAAUAGCCGGCCCUGGAACCUGGACCCUCGAUGCGCACCCCCCCCCUGGAACGACCAGGCUUUUCAGGAGAUCCAGGAACGGCCAAUGGUCAUCGGGUUAAUUGUGGAUGACGGCGUUGUGAAGGUCCAUCCACCCAUCGCUCGAGCCUUAGAGGAACUAUCAACAACUUUGAAAGCACACGGUCACGAAACUCUGAUUUGGGAUGUCUCUGGUCACGCUGCCUGCAUCAAACUGAUGGACCUCUUCUACACCGUCGACGGGGGCGAGGACAUUCGCCGGGACGUGAGCGUCGCGGGCGAGCCAUUCAUUCCUCACGUUGAAGCUCUGGUCAAACGUGGCAAGGCUAUCUCAGUAUUUGAAUACUGGCAGUUGAACAAGCGCAAAUUCGCGGUACAGAAGAAAUAUCUUGAUCAAUGGAAUGCGACCCGGUCCCCGUCUGGCAGGCCCGUUGAUGUUCUUUUGAGUCCGACUCUGCCGCAUACAACUGUUCCUCAUCGGAACAUUCGCUGGGUCGGGUAUACCAAGAUCUGGAAUUUCCUCGACUAUCCGGCCGUCACAUUCCCCGUGGACCGAGUGAGGGCUGAUCGUGAUAGCAUGCCCACAGUGCCCUAUACUCCGAGAAACGCCCUGGAUGAAUGGAAUUGGAAUCUCUAUGAUGCGAAGGAGUUGGAGGGCUAUCCGGUGAAUCUGCAGAUUAUCGGCAAGAAACUUGAAGAAGAGAAGGUUCUGGGCGCAGCAACUAUUGUCGAGAAGAUCUGGAGAGACCACGUCAAGCGCCGUGAUGGAUGA
Penicillium alfredii is the source of this 1656-nucleotide messenger RNA. RefSeq lists its product as uncharacterized. Lineage: Eukaryota; Fungi; Ascomycota; Eurotiomycetes; Eurotiales; Aspergillaceae. Bases 1 to 1656 code for a protein of 551 amino acids. The record is from RefSeq and is a predicted model, not a curated record. The transcript is spliced from 5 exons.